Molecule: messenger RNA, 3094 nt
Organism: Cynara cardunculus var. scolymus (artichoke)
Lineage: Eukaryota; Viridiplantae; Streptophyta; Magnoliopsida; Asterales; Asteraceae
Product: oligouridylate-binding protein 1B-like
Exons: 11
Coding region: 1490-2824 (444 amino acids)
Molecular function (GO): mRNA binding
Source: RefSeq, a predicted model, not a curated record
CUUACAUGUUUUUCUUCUCACAUCUAACAUUUGGAUCGUCUCUCUCCAUCGAAUUCUACUCAUCAACCUCCCUGAGCUACGUGAAAAUUACAUCACUGAAUUGUUUUUUUUUUUUAAGGCAGUCGAUAUGAGUAACAAUCUACAUGCAUCUUCUAUCCACACAGUGAGACAUGAUAUCAUAAAUUUUACAAACUACAGAUGUGGGUUUCUUUGAAUGGCACUCAGAAUCCCAUUUUGUGAAACAGUGUAUCAGCCAAAUACACCAGCUAACUAGUAUUUUGGUUAGUCUUUCUCUGAUUUGCCUGACUGACCCAUACAAGACACAAGCUUCUACUGUCUUAUUAACUUUUUCCCACACCUUCAUAUGCCUCAAUGACUCAUUUUCUUGAUUUGGUAUCACAACUUUAUUUUCUCAAUUCAUUAGUUUCUUUAUAUCUUUUUCACCAUCUACAUCGUAUUCUCAAUCUUUGCUCUGAGACUUGAAUAUUCCGGUUUGUUUCCCUAGAUGUGGUUGUUAAAAUCGAACAUGCUGCAUCUAUUCUGUGCUAAAUUGAGUAACACUCUAAAUUGUGUCUUUAUCUACAUACUACAGAUAGCCCUAGGCUUGUUAUUUCAAACUGAUUCACAUGCUCCUAAAUUUUUUGCUUCAUAUAGAACAUCAAAGCAUAAUCCAUGUUUGCAUGACGCAAAUUCUCUCUUUUUGUAGCGAAACUUUUUUCCCCUAAUCAAACGAGAAUAACACAAUGAAUCUUUGAUGAUGUUAUGGAAGAGUGAAAUAACCACAUCACUUUGGCCAAGUGUGUUUCUAUGUUAUGGAAGAACUGGAUGCACAUUGAUUGGCUUAGGAUUUUUCAAUUGGCUUGGAGAGAAUAUUGUUGGUUCCUAAUACAAUUCACUUAAAGGACUGGAGGAUGAAAUGGCUUCAUGAGAGGCUCCAAACAUAUGCCAUUGUCCAUGCUAUUCCACAGUUGGCAUAUUGUUGAAUCCUUGAAGGUGUAUCGAGAAAGACAUUUCAUGAUAUAUGAUGGGACUACAUGAAAGUUACACUAGCCUGGGGAGUGAAUAUUCCUCAUUUUCCGGUUGUGGGAGGUGGAUGAAACAUAUUGCUAUCCUUACCCUUAAAUGGGAGUCCAGAAAAUUGUCAUUGCUUAAUACAUGGUAAACAAACAGUAGACGCUCUAAAGAAGGAAAAAAAUUGGGUGCUCUUUUGGCUACGCAUACACUUUUAUUUGUUAGUGAGCUGCAAUACGACAUUUUAUUUCAUUACCAGAUGUUUGAAAACUCUGAAUGUUCCAAAUUCCUAGCAAUUAAGAAAAUUCUGGAACAUAUUUCUUGUUGUUUGUUCAGUAAUGCUCAUGGACUUUAUCUAGUUCCGCUAUGUUUGUCACGAAAGCCAUUUUAGGAUGUAACUGAGUGUCUUGUGGAGUUUAAAUAAUUAUAUCAUCACUGGUUUGUGUGACUGUUAGUUGUUUCGUGAGUGUGUACGUCUAUGGUUUUGCUCCAUACAUUAGUUGCAGAUACACUUAGCCUUUUAUCCUCUUAUUCUUUGGGCAUCAAUUUUCUAGUUAGUGGGUUGUAUAAUCUUUUUACUCUUAGCUUGCUACUUUUUUGUUUUUUUUUUCACUUUUUCAUUUUGCAGAUUGAGCCAAUCCCAAGUGGAAAUCUGCCUCCUGGGUUUGAUCCAAAUACAUGCCGCAGUGUGUAUGUGGGUAACAUUCAUUCACAAGUGACCGAACCACUUCUUCAAGAGGUUUUCGCAAGUACUGGUCCUGUUGAAGGCUGCAAACUCAUAAGAAAGGAGAAGUCAUCUUAUGGAUUCAUUCACUACUUUGAUCGUCGAUCAGCUGCACUCGCUAUAUUGUCGCUAAAUGGAAGGCAUUUCGUUAUUGAUUUCAUUUGCAGAUUUGGACAACCUAUCAAAGUUAAUUGGGCAUAUGCCAGUGGGCAGAGGGAGGAUACCUCAGGUCACUACAACAUAUUCGUUGGUGAUCUUAGCCCUGAGGUUACAGAUGCUAUGCUGUUUACAUGCUUCUCUGUCUAUGCUAGUUGUUCGGAUGCAAGGGUUAUGUGGGAUCAAAAAACUGGUCGUUCACGUGGUUUUGGCUUUGUUUCUUUCCGGGAUCAACAGGAUGCUCAAAGUGCUAUAAAUGACUUAACUGGGAAAUGGCUUGGCAGUAGGCAGAUACGCUGCAACUGGGCCACAAAAGGUGCUGGUACUAGUGAUGAAAAGCAGGGCUCGGAUUCCAAAAGUGUAGUGGAGCUAACUAAUGGAUCUUCUGAGGACGGUAAAGAGCUUGCCAACAGUGAUGCUCCUGAGAAUAACCCACAGUAUAUGACUGUUUUCGUUGGCAACCUUGCCCCAGAAGUUACCCAGCUUGAGCUUCAUCGCCACUUUCAUUCUCUUGGUGCUGGUGUAAUCGAAGAAGUUCGACUGCAGCGAGAUAAAGGAUUUGGUUUCGUGAGAUACAGUAAUCAUGCCGAGGCAGAUCUCGCUAUUCAAAUGGGCAACGCCCAAUCAGUUCUUUACGGUAAACAAAUUAAGUGUUCAUGGGGUAGCAAGCCAACUCCUCCAGGAACAAGCUCAAAUCCAUUACCUGAACCUGCACCUGCAUCUGCAUCUGCACCAGGGCCUGCACCUAUGUUAUCGGCUAGUGAGUUGUUGGCAUAUGAGCGGCAACUGGCAAUGAGCAAGAUGGCACUGAUGGGUCAGCAUCCUCUUAAACAAGCAAGUAUGGGAAUGGGUGCGGCUGGAGCAAGCCAGGCCAUAUAUGAUGGUGGUUUCCAGAGUGUUGCUGCUGCCCAACAACUCCUGUAUUAUCAAUGAAGACAUAUUGACCAUUGUUUUCUCUUGCAGCAGGCCAAUUGAUGUGCCUUUGCAGAUGAGUUUUAGGAGGCUUUGCGUCUUGUUUUACUUUUUUUUUCUUUUUCCGUCCCUAUCCCUCGCCUCCUGAUUGGGAGUUUGUUGUCCUACUUCUAUAGCUUUGCUUACUAUCAUUGUAUGUAAUGCUUAAUGCUACCCGUUUUAACCACUGAUGGUUGUGCUGCUUUCCUAAUCCUUUUGGUAGUUGAUAUCAUACACCUAUUUUGAAAAUCA